Molecule: messenger RNA, 1599 nt
Organism: Marmota flaviventris (yellow-bellied marmot)
Lineage: Eukaryota; Metazoa; Chordata; Mammalia; Rodentia; Sciuridae
Gene: Insyn2b
Product: inhibitory synaptic factor family member 2B
Source: RefSeq, a predicted model, not a curated record
AUGGCCCAGCCAACUAUGAAAGUGAGACCCGUGCUCCUGAAGCGUAACAGCCUAGAGUCGGUGGAGCUCGUGAAGCCACCUCACCACCGCAGGAGCAAAUCCCAGCAGGUGCGGUUCAAGGACGAUGGGACCACUAAGAACCCAACUGGCCUAGCUGAGGCCGACACCCAGGCUCCCGAAGACCCGGCUGGGAUGGGGAAGACACCAGCACCCAAGCAUCAUCACCCCCCUACCUACUCGCUGUCCUUCCCCAGGUCCCAGAAGGCCGGGGGGUUUCGGAACAUUGCCAUCCAAACCUCCCCCAGUCUCAGGAAGCAUUUCCCAGUUUUCAAAAGGAAGAAACUGACAGCCAGCAAGUCCCUGGUGGAAAUGCCCACAGCACCCCCAAGUGCCAUCCAGGUCAACGGCAACCUCUCGGAACAGGACAUUGUGUCCUCUGACCUUGCCUACCUAAGGCUGGCUCAGCACCUGGAGGAUGGACCUCGAAGGGUCAAAGUGUCCCACCCAUUUCUGCCGAGGGUGUCCAAGGUGCAAAGCAACGGGCCUCUUAGCAUAUGCUUAGAAGCUGGGUCUUGGAGGGCCUCAGAGAAAGCUGCAGCUGCCAUUCAGGUCCCAGAUGAUUUUUAUCACGGUCCUUCCUGGGAAGCGAGAGCAUCCACGCUCAGCCCAGGUGAGUCAACUGAGAGGAGCAACUCGAUACCCCCUUUGAUUGACGUGUGUCCAGGGGAGGGGAGAAGGGUGCUGAUAUCAGAUUCAGAAAGAUCUCCCUCUGGCUUGGCUGUCACCCCAGGCACAGAGAAACUCAAGCACGAAUUGCUUUUGCCCAAAGACAACUGUGAGGACCGAGACCUUGGCCUGCUGUCAUCUCAGUCAAAGGACACAUUCGUCCCUUCAUCUCCACAAACUCACAGCUCCCCUGCACCAGGGUCCCACAGCCAACCCACCCAUCCAGAAAGAGACUCAGACUGUCCUGCAUCGGAUGCAUCGGAUGACAGUCACCAGGACCUGGGGGCAUGCAAAACUAACAGUGCAUCAAAGUCUGCCCCUGGGUGUAAGGAGCAGCUGGCAAAGAACCCCACCCAACCAGACACCCUGGAAUUUCAGAACUGCCCAGGAAACAAUCCCCUCCCCUCUUCUCUUCCAAAGAGUGAGAGCAAAUCUCAGAGCAACAGGGAGAUUAGUGACAUCAAUCAAAUACACCUGGCACGGGGUGAACUCUGCGACCUCCAAGGUCGGCUGCAAUCUGUGGAGGAAUCGCUACACUCCAACCAAGAGAAAAUUAAGGUCCUUUUGAAUGUAAUUCAAGACUUGGAGAAAGCUCGAGCUCUUACUGAAGGGCGCAACUUUUAUCGAACCGGCCAAGACCUCAACAACUGCAGUACCUGCCAGAACACAGCGUGCAUCAUAUACAGUGUAGAGUAUGAUUUUCGGCAGCAGGAAGGAAGGUUCCAUGAAGUUCUGCAGAGUCUAGAGGAAGUGGAACCAGUUGAGGAAGCAUCUUCCCCACCAAAGUCCCCAGCAGAACCCCCGGCCCCUGAGAAACAGGAUCUGAGGCGGAAAACGAAGAAAGUGAAGAGGAAGUGCUUCUGGUGGAUCUGA